UUGCGAUAUACAUAAUCGAGAUACAUAAUGGACAAUGCUUAUUGCACAGACUGUGGCGAAUUGUUGGAUUCCUCCGAUCACAUAUGCUGUUUAAAUAAAAAUGAAGAAUCAAAUAAUAAUUGGGAACCAUUCGACGAGAUAGUACUUCAAUCUGAAGUUCCAAAUAUUGAAGAACUAAUUAACGAGGUAUUUCAAAGACCACCAUUGUGGAAUAGCAGUCUUCCAUAUGAAAAUCGAGGACCAGCAACAAUCAAAUUUUUGUGGUCGGAGAUUGAUGAAAAAUUAAUGGAAGUGCUGCUGAAGCCAAACCUAAGCCAGUAUCAUGGCCAUAUUUUGAGUUAA
Trachymyrmex cornetzi is the source of this 342-nucleotide messenger RNA. RefSeq lists its product as uncharacterized. The record is from RefSeq and is a predicted model, not a curated record. Lineage: Eukaryota; Metazoa; Arthropoda; Insecta; Hymenoptera; Formicidae. The coding region runs from base 28 to 342 and encodes 104 amino acids. The transcript has 3 exons.